Cottoperca gobio is the source of this 4451-nucleotide messenger RNA. It is a transcript of the gene fam91a1, whose product is annotated as family with sequence similarity 91 member A1. The transcript has 24 exons. The record is from RefSeq and is a predicted model, not a curated record. Gene Ontology annotation, cellular component: trans-Golgi network; cytoplasmic vesicle. Gene Ontology annotation, biological process: intracellular protein transport. NCBI's taxonomy places the organism in Eukaryota, Metazoa, Chordata, Actinopteri, Perciformes, Bovichtidae. Bases 219 to 2780 code for a protein of 853 amino acids.
UAGCCACGAGCGUGACGAACGGCUUGUUCGAAAAUACAACAAGGAAGUGACCGUUUAUUGUAAAGGAAAAUAAUCACCGGAUAAACCCUCUCUUUAAGUCGGGGGUCGCUUGGCUCGGUUGUUGGGUGUCGGGGGGGUAAAGUCACCGUGGACUUGCCCGAGAGCCCGUUUCUGAUCGUCUCGAGGGAUUCUGCUUGUAGCCAGCUAGCUAGCUAGCGAUGAACACGGACGUGGAAUUUCACAUCAGGCAGAAUUAUCCGUGGACCAAGCUCCCAGCUAAUGUCAAACAGAGUUUGGGGAACUCUCAGCGAGAGUAUGAGAAGCAUGUGCUGCUGUACAGCAUCCGCAACCAGCUGCGAUUCCGCAAUAACUUAGUGCGCCACGUGAGGAAGGAUGAGCGCAAGUAUUAUGAGGAGCUCCUGAAGUACAGCAGCGACCACCUGAUGCUGUAUCCCUACCAUCUGUCCGACAUCAUGGUCAAAGGGCUGCGAGUCACUCCGUUCUCAUAUUACAUAGGAAUCAUGGAGGAUAUUAUGAACAGUGAGAAGAGUUAUGACUCCUUGCCCAACUUCACUGCUGCUGACUGUCUGCGGCUGCUUGGCAUCGGGAGAAACCAGUACAUUGACCUAAUGAACCAGUGCAGGUCUUCCAAAAAAUUCUUCCGCAGGAAAUCAGCGCGGGACCUGCUACCGUCCAAACCAGUGGAAAUCUCUGUGGAGCCGUGGUGGACGGCACAGACAGGCUACAUCACUGAGGACGAUAUCAGGAUCUGCUCUACAGCAGAGAAGAAAGCCAUUGAUAAGAUGAUAGAUGCUGGUCCUCAGCUGGCCGGAUCGAUGGAGUACAAUGUGGUCCUAAGCUUGUACAACCGGGGCUUCAUCUACGUGGAUGUUCCCAUAUCUGAUGACAGCUGCAUCUCAGUGCCUCCGCUGGAAGGCUUCGUCAUGAACCGUGUCCAGGGCGAUUACUUUGAAACGCUUCUCUACAAAAUCUUUGUGUCCAUUGAUGAGCAGACAAACGUAGCCGAGCUGGCGAAUGUGUUGGAGAUUGACUUGGACUUAGUGAAGAAUGCAGUUUCCAUGUACUGUCGCCUCGGCUUCGCUGUAAAGAAAGGUCAGGUGAUCAGCUCAGAACAGCUCCACCCGACCUGGAAGAACGCUCCAUCUCUCAACAGACUCAAGAGCACCGUGGACCCUCAGAAGAUGCUGCUGUCCUGGGAUCAGGGCAGUCCUGUCAUGGAGGGAGGCUCCUCGGCCACCGACACCGACACCACCAGUCUGGAAGAAGCAGACACAGGAAGCGUAAGCAGCCUGAGCAUCCCAGCUGCACCGACGAAGAGGAUUGCCUUCCUCUUUGACUCCACUCUCACAGCCUUCCUCAUGAUGGGCAACCUUUCUCCGAACCUGAAGAGUCAUGCAGUGACCAUGUUUGAGGUGGGUAAGCUGUCUGAUGAGACUCUGGACAGCUUCCUGGCUGAGUUAGAGAAGGUGGAGAGCACGGCUGAGGGCGAGGCCCAGCGUUACUUUGACCACGCUCUGACCCUGAAGAACACCAUCCUUUUCUUGCGCUACAACAAAGAACUCACUCAGGACCAGGGACCUGAUAUCCCAAAUAUAGGUUUCCCCUUGGACAUGUUGCGUUGCGAGAGCCUGCUGGGUCUGGACAGGGCCACCUGCAGCCGUGUCCUCAACAAGAACUACAAGCUGCUGGUCUCGAUGGCCCCGCUCAGCAACGAGAUCAGACCCAUCAGCAGCUGCACGCCUCAGCACAUUGGCCCGGCUAUCCCUGAGGUGAGCUCCAUCUGGUUCAAGUUAUACCUGUAUCAUGUGACCGGCCAGGGCCCGCCCUCCCUGCUGCUCUCCAAAGGCUCCAGGCUCCGCAAACUGCCGGACAUAUUCCAGGUCUACGACAGGUUGUUGAUCACCUCCUGGGGUCACGACCCCGGAGUCGUGCCAACAUCCAACGUGCUGACCAUGCUCAACGAUGCCCUCACGCACUCGGCUGUACUAAUCCAGGGUCACGGUAUGCACGGCCACGGAGAAACCGUUCACAUCCCGUUCCCCUUUGAUGCAGAAGAUCAGAAAGGAGACUUCUCCUACUCCAACAUGUGUGUGCACAAGUCCCUGCAGAAGCUGAAGGAGAAGGUGGACCUGGAGCACCAGUGUGGCUACGUCACCAUGCUCAACUCCAACAACAGGCACCGCCGCAGACCCAGCGACAGUGCUGAGUGCAGAGGGGACACCCAUCUAGGUGGAGGCCUGGACACCAACGGCAGCACUGAGUCUUUUGAGCUCGUGACAGAAGAAAACAACGCGGAAAGCAAAGGAAAGACGGACGGUAGGGCUACUUCUUUGGUAAACGGGGACAGUUCACCCCAUCAAAUCAAAAAGUGUUGUAGUGGCCUGUCUUCUGAAGACGAGUGGGUCCCUCUUGAACUGUGCUUCGGCAUGCCCCUCUUCAGCUCCGAGCUAAACCGCAAAGUGUGUCGGAAAAUUGCCUCGCACAAACUGUGCAGCAAUGAAAGCCUUCAGGAGCUACUUUACUCGAGCCGAAAGCUGUCGCUGAAGGUGUUGAGCUUCGUUCAGUCAUUCCAGGACUUCACCCAGCCCUCUGACCUGGACAGCGGCGUGUCGAACCCUCUCAGUCAGCCCCCGGCGGAGUCCGGUGUCCCCCUGCCCGCCCUCAACCUCAUCUUCAAGGACGGGGAGCUGAGCGAGUGGAGCGGGCGGGCCCCUCCUCCUCUCGACAUCUCGGCUCUGCAGAAGGACCAACCCGCAUAAGCCACUCCCCAAAAGAACUUCCAAAUUUGGCCACGAGGAGAAACAUGUCAUCAAAAUGGCUCCUCCUCUCACUGAGGAAAUAGUUUUUCGAGGUCCAACCCUGCAUCGUGUCUAUCAGUAUCCUGUCACGGGAAAAUUAGCCCCGCCAGCACUUCAUUCACCUACUGUAUGAGGAAUCCUUCUGACAGUGUUGCCAACACUAGUUUGAACCCCUCUCCCCCACCUCGCCGUUCCCCUCUGUGAUUCCUCAUAUUCACAGCAAGGCAGUGUUAUCUGUUGGAGUGGUGCUAUUAUCACAGUAUAUAACAGUGAUGCAGGUAAAUGGCAUUUUACCUGGAAGACCAUUGAAGUGGAAACACACACGCUGUUCUCCACUGACUUAGCCCCCCUCCCCCUAGCCCACCCCUCCCUACUUCAAUCAAUGGAUGUUCUGUGAGAGCGGAGUGUAAAGUGAUUAAUAAUUGUAUAGAUGUUCUAAAAAUGACUCGCAAAAAAUAAACGAUGAAGUGUGACCUCUUCAGGAAUCAUUCGACAAUAUGCAUAUUCUAGGACCAAGUUUUUGGAUUUACCAGAGUCCAGAUACGGACCCCGCUGCCUCCCUGUGUUGUCUCACGUUAAGUGAUCCGAUGCAUGAUACUGUUGCACAACUCAUAAAAGAAUACUUUCCUCUUUACUUGUAAUCAAUAUCGGGGGCAUUUAUUAUUUGCACUGUGCAGGAUUUUUUUUACAAACCUGUGGAUGAAGUAAUGUCAUGUAAUUCUUUUUUUUUUAAACGUUGGAUCCCUUGUAUUGCGCACAUGGUUUUAGAGAUUAACCACAAGAAAGUUUUCCCUCCUUUGAAAUUGACUGGGCAUCAGAGAAACUGCAGUUUUUUUUUUAUUCUUUCUUAAUAUUUGUUUUCUCGGUACAAAAGAACACCAAAGACCAUUUUCUUUUCCUGUAUCAUUUUCUUUUCUUUUUCUUUUUUUUUCUGCCUUAUCACUGUCAGCCAAUCAAAAACUACCAGGUCUUUAAUCAAAUCUCUAGAUUUGAUUUGCUUAUGUUUAGUUUUUUUUUUACAAAUGAUUUAUGCACAUUUGAAUGAGUGUGUCUAUAACCCAUAAAAUCAACAACAUUGAGCUACAAACUACCAACCGUCGCCCCUGUUGAAGAAUCUGACAAGAUUAACCAAGUGUACCUAAUUCCAUAGAACACGAACAGUCAGGUCUGUGUGUUUGACCCAGGCCCGUUGCCGGCCAGCAUCUCCCCCUGGAUCGACUCCAGUUUGUGUGCAGUGCAGUGCACUCUUGGCUAGCGCACCACACUCUCCAGGGGAUUCUGUUUACACCAUGUUGAAAAAUGAGGUUUGUAGUGUAGAGAGGAGAAGGCAACUUCGCUGUGAAGGCUGUCACAGACCCAUGGGAUGGAAAUGCUAAUGCUUUGCCCAGUGUUUCAGAGAUGUGGUGGCCCAAAAAAAGUGUCUGAAGUCUGUCAUGAGUUUUCAGUGUGGCUCCAAGAAUAUAGAUGACAUUUUAUUGCAUUUAGAAUACUAACUUAUUUUGUUGUGUAUUUCUUUUCUUUCUUUAUUUUAUUUAAAUCUGUCUCUUGCUGUUUUUGACCAACUUGUGGUUGUUGUUUCUAAUAACAUGACGCUGGAAAAAAAACAAAAAAAAACUAACAUGAGGUCCCGUU